Molecule: messenger RNA, 1180 nt
Organism: Kickxella alabastrina
Lineage: Eukaryota; Fungi; Kickxellomycota; Kickxellomycetes; Kickxellales; Kickxellaceae
Exons: 2
Coding region: 105-902 (265 amino acids)
Source: RefSeq, a predicted model, not a curated record
AUUGUUUAUGUCUGUAUACGUGCGCGCGGGCGCGCACUGAUACUAUGUUGAAUUUUUUUGCUGGAAGCAAGCUCUAACAUCGUAUAUCCAAUAACUAAAUACUCAUGUCGCCAGGCCGUGUACUUUCCGGGCUGCACUGGAUGCAUGGUUUGUUCGCGGAAUCGCUUCAGACAGAGAUACCCGAUCGCACAUCCCCAGGAAUAUGGAUGAAGAUUGUCUGCGCCGCACUGUGCCUGUUGACACUCUACCUUGCUGUGAAGGUUGUCGCCCGCUACUAUCAGUACUUUGACAACGAAAGCCACCCGGCAACAGAGUCGCCGACAAUGUUUCUGCUGCCCUGGCUGGCAACUUGCGACAUUAUCACCACAUUGGCCAUUAUGAUCAUAAUGCUGCUUGGCGGCAACGUCUCCGCAACGGGUGGCAGCGGGGCUAGCACUUUCUUUGGAACCCUUGAGCGUGCAGCGCUGGCUGCCCAGAUGUGCUACUUUUUGGUGCACGCUCUGCUGUCGGUGCACAUUAUGUCGAUUUCUUACAUGGCUAAUCGCGUAUUCGACACCCUUGCCAGCGACUACUACGGGCCAGUUGCAGGUGUGGUAUCGUUUUUUCUGUCGUACCGCUUGGUUACAGCUCAUUCGGCAUUCCCAACGCUGCUGCUGACCGUGCUACCGCUGGGUACAUUUACCCUGCUGGCCCUCUCGGCGGCGUGCGCUACCAAGGCAUCUGUCAAGAGGAGCCGGGUGAUAAGAGUGCAUGUGGACGAGUCUGGUAUCCUCAAAGUGCGCGUCAAUUUGCUUGCUGUGUGUGGUCGCGGGGUGUAUCUUUUUGCCAUUUCCUCUCUGUCACCAGCUGUCUCGAUGCAGCUGGUGACAGAGGAUGAGCACGAGCAUGAACACAAAGAGUAAACUGGCAGUGCAGCAAGCACCAAUUCGCACACAUGACUUCUCUGGCUUCAUAAACGCGAGGCUUGAUUCAAAAUUUUAAUUAUGAAUUCAGAUAUGCAAAGUAAUUGCGAAUGCAUACAGGCUUUGGAACUAGCAAUUGACUGCAUUUUCCACUGGCCUGCAUGAAUUUACAAAGCAAGGUUUUUUUACGACGAAAUAAAAAUCAAUAUAGUAUACCGUACUUUUAAAUGAUGUGGUUUACAUUCUGUGCCAGGCACAUGUGCGUUGAUUUUGAAAAC